This is a messenger RNA of Chionomys nivalis (European snow vole), 822 nucleotides long. It is a transcript of the gene Gp9, whose product is annotated as glycoprotein IX platelet. Lineage: Eukaryota; Metazoa; Chordata; Mammalia; Rodentia; Cricetidae. The coding region runs from base 11 to 601 and encodes 196 amino acids. Gene Ontology annotation, molecular function: protein binding. The transcript is spliced from 2 exons. The record is from RefSeq and is a predicted model, not a curated record.
CUUGACCAGGAUGCCACCAACUCGCAGAAGGUGUGCCCCACCCAAGGCCUCACAGCUGGCCUGCCGGAUGACUACCUGGGGGCUCCUGUUUCUGCUCUGGCCCGUGGCCACAGCCACCCAGGCCUGCCCAAGGCCCUGCACCUGCCAGGCCUUGGAAACCAUGGGGUUAAAGGUGAACUGCGAGGGGCGGGGCCUCACAGCCCUGCCUGUGCUGCCAGCUCACACUCGCCAACUCUUCCUGGCCAACAACAGCCUGCGUUCAGUACCACCAGGUGCCUUCGACCACAUGCCUCAGCUGUGGAACCUCGAUGUGACACACAACCCCUGGCACUGUGACUGCGGCCUCACCUACCUGCGCCUCUGGCUGGAGGACCACAUGCCAGAGGCCCUGCUGCACAUCUACUGUGCCAGCCCUGACUUGGCCACCAAGCGUCCACUGGGCCAGCUGACAGGCUAUGAGCUGGGCAGCUGCGGCUGGAAGCUGCCACCAUCCUGGGCCUAUUCAGGGAUCUGGUGGGAUGUGGCACUGGUAGCUGUGGCCAUACUGGGCCUGGGCCUGCUGGCUGGCUUGCUGAGCACAUUCACAGAGCCUCUGAAUUGAGCCUAGCCCAUGACACCAGGCUGGAAGUCCAGACCUAAGCCGGGUGCCCAGAAACACCGGCCCAAGUCAGUCCAUGCCAUGUAAAGCCCACACAGGAGGAGCUGCUGAGGUCACUCAGUGGAAAAUGACACUUGCUGCAAAGUCUGAAGACCUGAGUUCAAUUCCCAGGACCCAUAACAUAGGAGAGAACCGAAUUUUACCUUCACACUCAUUCUGUUGAU